Acinonyx jubatus (cheetah) is the source of this 2015-nucleotide messenger RNA. RefSeq names its product DNA fragmentation factor subunit beta (gene DFFB). Lineage: Eukaryota; Metazoa; Chordata; Mammalia; Carnivora; Felidae. The transcript has 7 exons. Gene Ontology annotation, molecular function: DNA endonuclease activity. The record is from RefSeq and is a predicted model, not a curated record. Gene Ontology annotation, biological process: apoptotic DNA fragmentation; apoptotic process. Gene Ontology annotation, cellular component: cytoplasm; nucleus. Bases 202 to 1227 code for a protein of 341 amino acids.
GCAAGGCGGGGCUGCACCUCUGCUUCCCCGGGCCUUCUGGGUAAUGGAGUUUCCGGGGGGACAGCGCGCGGCCCGGGUCUCGGUCGCAGAGCCCACCGAGCUCCGCACCCCCGCCGCUCAGCUGAUCUCUGGGUCCUGGGCGAACAACAGCCUGAGUGGCCGGCCAAGCAGGUGCCGCCGGCGGGGCCGGAGGUCCUGAGGAUGUUUACGGUGUUCCGGAAGCCCAAGACGUUCAAGCUGCGGGCUCUGCACAGGACGAAGAAGUUUGGGGUGGCGGGGAGGAGCUACCAGGAGGUGCUGCGGAAGGGGUGCUUCCACUUCCAGCUCCCCGUCACCGGCUCCCGCCUGUGCCUCUACGAAGACGGCACCGAGCUCACCGGAGACUACUUCUCGAGUGUCCCUGACAACUCGGAACUCGUGCUUCUCACCUCAGGCCAGACCUGGCAAGGCUAUGUGAGUGACAUCCAUCACUUCCUCCAUGCGUUCCACAAGCCACAGGCGGGGCUCAUCCAGGCUGCCCGGCAGCUGCUCUCCGGGGAGCAGGCCCCGCUGCGGCAGAAGCUGCUGGCCGACCUCCUGCACACCAUCAGCGAGAACACCGAGGCUGAGACCAGGGCCGAGGACCCGCCGUGGUUCGAAGGUCUGGAGUCUCGGUUCAAGAAUAAGUCUGGCUACCUGAGGUACAGCUGCGAGAGCCGUAUCCGGAGCUACCUGAGAGAGGUGAGCGCUUCUGCCUCCACGGUGGGCGCGGAGGCUCAGGAGGAGUACGUCCGGAUUGUUGGCCUCAUGUGCCGGAAGCUCAGGGCGGAGCAGUACCACAGCAGCUACUUCGACAGAGGAGCCGAGGCGGACAGCCGGCUCUGCACACCCGAAGGCUGGUUCUCCUGCCAGGGUCCCUUUGACGUGGACAGCUGUGCAUCCAAACACUCCAUCAACCCCUACGGUAACAGGGAGAGCCGGAUCCUCUUUAGUACGUGGAACCUGGACCACAUAAUAGAGAAGAGGCGCACUGUCAUCCCCGCGCUGGAGGCCGCCGUUGCGGAGCGGGCCGGCAGGGAGGUGUCCUGGGAGUACUUCUACAGCCUGCUUUUCACUGCACACAACCUGAAGCUGGUCCACAUCGCCUGCCAUAAGAAAACCAGCCACGGGCUCAGCUGUGACCCACGCAGGAUCUACAGACCCCAGACGAAGCCGAAGAGACGGCAGCCGGCCCGCAAGUGCCAGUGAUGGGCCAAGUGUGGCACCUCCUCCCCCGGCGGGACAUCCUCCCGUUGGGCACUGUUACUACACUUUUGCCGCUGCAGUGGUUUCUGGAAAAACUUCACAGAGCCCUCCUACAAGUUCUGACCUCGCUACACUUCCGAAUCUGUGUUCGCACCUCCGACGGCCCGAGUGCCAGCGGACAGGCUAGCCGUGCCCUGGGGCGCGCGGUUGGCUCAGGAGCCCUUCCGUCCCUGCUGGGCGGCCCCCGCAGAGACGCAGCGUCAGGCCCGACGUGGCCGCGCUGGUCCGAGGCGCGGGCAUUCUGUGUCAGCUCUCUGCUGGGUCUCUGCUCCCGGGCGGAUGUGAGGCUAUAUCUGCUGGACUUUUCCGGAUGCUCCAAAGAGUGGCAACCCAUUCAGGGUGAAAUGUUGGUAAAGAACGCGCAGGGACACGUGCUGCUGUAUGGUUUAUGAUGGCAGAAAGCGGGAAACCCUCUGAAUGCCUGUCCACAGGUGAGUCCUGCUUGUGGUAUCGUGCUGAACCGCGGCAAACCACUGGCUUUGUAGCUCAGAAGCUGUCAGAGGCCAUUAAUUUCUGGGUUCGUCUUCCACGUGGACAUAAGGCACAGCCACGUGGCAGCUCUGUGUGUUUCAUACGGAAAAGGGAAGCUGUCGAGUGCACAAAGCAUCCAGUGGCUUGACCAUGCAGAGGACGAUCUGUUGGUUUUAUAAAAGCCCGUGAGUGUAUGUCACACGCACGUACAAGACAGUCAGGAAACACACCAUCAGGACAGCAGUAGUCCCGGGGGACGG